Messenger RNA from Habropoda laboriosa, 2422 nucleotides. RefSeq names its product poly(A) polymerase type 3 (gene hrg). NCBI's taxonomy places the organism in Eukaryota, Metazoa, Arthropoda, Insecta, Hymenoptera, Apidae. Gene Ontology annotation, cellular component: nucleus. Gene Ontology annotation, molecular function: RNA binding; poly(A) RNA polymerase activity. The coding region runs from base 105 to 1952 and encodes 615 amino acids. The record is from RefSeq and is a predicted model, not a curated record. The transcript is spliced from 12 exons.
CGUUUUAUAACCUGACAAUACGUCCGAAGUUUCUCUAUCUUUAUCAUGUCAUUGCAUCUUUGACAAAGUAUUAAGCGAUCUGGAACAAGCAAAUUAAUUCCAAAAUGUGGUCAUCACAAGGUAACAACUCGAAUACAAAUGCUUCGUCGAAAGAAGAAAAGAAUCUACGUACACUGGGCAUGACAUCUGCUAUCAGUGUAGCAGAACCAAAGCCCAGUGACCUUACUAGGACUAAUGAAUUAAAGGAAGCAUUAAAGCCUUACAAUGUAUUUGAGUCUGAAGAAGAGUUAAAUCACAGGAUGGAGAUUUUAAGUAAAUUAAAUGCACUGGUGAAACAAUGGAUACGGGACACAAGUAUCGCCAGAAAUAUGCCACCGAAUGUUGCUGAACAAGUUGGCGGUAAAAUAUAUACUUUCGGUUCAUAUAGGUUAGGGGUACACCACAAAGGUGCUGAUAUAGAUGCCCUAUGUGUUGUACCACGUCACAUCUAUAGGUCGGAUUAUUUUACAUCCUUCUUUGAAUUACUGAAAAUGCAAGAAGAAGUUACAGAUUUAAGGGCAGUGGAGGAAGCAUUUGUACCAGUAAUAAAAAUGAAUUUUGAUGGUAUUGAAAUUGAUAUGUUGUUUGCAAAACUAGCACUUAAAGAAAUUCCUGAUUCAAUGGAUCUUAGGGAUGACAUGCUUCUGAAAAAUCUUGAUCAGAAAUGUGUGAGAAGUCUUAAUGGUUGCAGAGUAACAGAUGAGAUAUUGCGUUUAGUACCUAAUAUAGAGAAUUUUAGGUUGGCACUUAGAGCCAUUAAGUUGUGGGCAAAACGACAUGGCAUAUAUAGUAAUGUAUUAGGGUACUUAGGAGGUGUAUCUUGGGCAAUGUUGGUUGCAAGAACAUGUCAACUAUAUCCUAAUGCUGUUGCAGCAACACUAAUAGAAAAGUUUUUCCUCGUAUUUUCUCAGUGGAAAUGGCCACAACCGGUCCUUUUAAAGCAACCUGACAAUGUUAAUUUAGGUUUUCCAGUCUGGGAUCCAAGAGUAAAUAUAGCAGACAGAUAUCACUUGAUGCCUAUAAUCACACCAGCAUAUCCUCAACAAAAUUCCACGUUCAACGUAUCAGUUUCAACGAGAACCAUCAUGCAAGAGGCAUUCGAAACCGGACUAUCGAUAACGGAAGAAAUAAUCAUGGGAAAAGCGACGUGGGACAAAUUAUUCGAACCUCCAAAUUUCUUUGGCAAAUAUAAACAUUAUAUUGUACUAUUGGCAAGAAGUUUGACUGCUGAGGAUCAACUUGAAUAUUGUGGGCUUGUCGAGUCAAAAAUACGACAUUUGAUAGGUACACUGGAAAGGAAUCCUCACAUAACAUUGGCACACGUAAACCCGGAGGCAUUUCCACCGUUAGAACCAGAACCGGAGGGGCACUGCUCCAUGUGGUUUAUCGGCUUGCUAUUUGCCAAGAGCGAAAACCUGAACGUUGAUUUAACGUACGAUAUAAAAUCCUUUGUAGAUUCGAUUCAAAGGCAAGCAGAACAGUUGAACAUGUUAAAGGACGGCAUGUGGAUAGAAGCGAAACAUGUGAAGAGAAAGGAUCUAUACACUUAUGUAUCUCCUAGUUUGCUCAAACGAGAAAGAAAAGUUUCGGGUAGUGUACAUAAAAAUGGAAAUAUUGCUGGAAACGGUAACAGUAACAGUGGUAGCGUGUCACCACGAAACCAGGGAGAUACGGCGAACAGGAAGAGAUUAUCUGAUCAGAAUCCAGACACAUGUGGAAAGAAGCGAAGAGUCAAUGACGGUGAUCAACAAGUAACACAGGGAGAAGAUGGGUCGUUAGUGGUUCAAUCUUGUGGAGAAGAUAGCAAUUCCGGAUUUAGUUUGGACGAAUACAAGCAAACGUUGACAGCUACUAAGGAUGAGGGGCCUACUGGUGCACCUACAGUAGCACAGGAAGGAUAUGUUUGCACUUGACCACUGCAGGAUUACUACCUCACGUCGAUCCACAGAUGCUCCUCUGGGUCAUCUAGACUGUAAUCACUUCUCAUGCAACCAUCCACUGCCCACUGUAAGUCCCCGUUUCGUAAAAACAAAGCAACGUCAUGCGUUGAAGAAAACUACCCGUUGGAGUCAAUCGAUGCACGACUGUGUGACAGACGCUCUGAUUUUAGUAUUUAUAAACAACAUCAACAGUCAAUGGGAACAAUUAUGCCACGAACGAAUGAUUGUGCCAGUGUCUGUGAUGUUAUUUUUUUAUCGUAAACCGCGCUAGUAAUUUUUUGGGAAGUCUCGAAGGAUUAGAGGUAACGGAAGAAGAAAGAAAAAAAAGAAAAAAAAAGAAACACACAUACACACUUCGAACCAUCACUAUAUCUCUAAGGUUCAUAAUUUUAUUUUUAUAUUUCAUUUUGUACAUAUCGCUUAUGAUAAUUUUUAUCCAAACA